AUGAGCUGUGGCACCAAGUCCUCCACUAGCAGCACCAGGAUGAGCAGCGGAGGUGGCGGCGGUGGUGGCGGUGGAGGGGGCAGCAGCUGUGGGGUGCGCAGGUCCGGUGGGUACUCCUCGGUGUCCACCAGGAAGUACACCUCCUCCGGGGGGGGCGGGGGCUUUUCGGGGAGAAGCUUUGGUGGCGGGAUGUCCAGGAGCAGCUAUGGAGGGGGCUUUACCAGUGGCAGCUGUGGAAGGAUCAGCCGCAGUAGCUACGGUGGGAGAAUGAGUGGUGGCAGUUACGGAGGAGGAAUGGGCUGUGGAGGUAUGGGAGGAGGAUUUGGAUCCGGCGGGGGUGGCUUUGGGGGCAUGGGAGGUGGCUAUGGAGGCAGCUUCAGUGGAGGUAGUUUUGGUGGAGGUGGAUUUAGUGGCUUUGGGGGUAGCGGUGGCUUUGGCGGUGGCAGCUUUGGUGGUGGCUAUGGUGGAGGCAGCUUUGGUGGGAUGGGGUUCAGCGAGGAUGGCGGCUUGCUGGCCACAAAUGAGAAGCUGACCAUGCAGAACCUCAACGACCGCCUGGCGUCUUACAUGGACAAAGUGCGACGCUUGGAGGAUGAAAACAGUCAGCUGGAGCACAUGAUCAGGGAAUGGUACAAAAAUCAAGGUCCCACUUCUGCCAGGGACUACAGCCAAUAUUACAGAACAAUCGAAGAACUGCAAAACCAGAUUGUUUCUGCAAACGUGGACCUUAACAAGAUCCUUCUGGACAUUGACAACACCAGGAUGACUGUGGAUGACUUCAGACUGAAGUAUGAAACUGAAUGUACUCUCCACCAGAGUGUGGCAAGUGAUAUCAAUGGCUUACGGCCACUUUUGGAUCAACUGACUCUAGCCAGAUCUGACUUGGAGACCCAGUUUGAAUCCCUAAAAGAGGAACUGAUCUAUCUCAAGAAGAACCAUGAAGAGGAAAUGAAAGGACUGCAAACACAGUCUGGUGGCGAUGUCAGUGUGGAGGUCAAUGCUACUCCUGGCAUUAACUUGAUGGAGAAAUUAAACGAAAUGCGUUGUGAAUAUGAGCGGCUCAUUGAGAACAACCGGAGAGAGGUGGAGAGCUGGUAUGAAACCAAGAUGGAAGAAGUUAACCAACAAGUCCACUCAAGUGGCCAGGAGAUACAAUCAAGCAACCAACAGAUCUCAGAGCUGAGACGUGAAUACCAAAGCCUGGAGAUUGAGCUGCAGUCACAAAUCAGCAUGAUAGACUCUCUGCAAUCCAACCUGGACGACACCGAGCGUCGCUACAGCAUGCAGCUGCAGCAGAUCCAGGCCAUGAUCAGCCCCUUGGAGGAGGAGCUGGCCAGCAUCCGCUGCGAGAUGGAGAGUCAGAACCAGGAGUACAAGAUGCUCCUGGGCAUCAAGACCCGCCUGGAGCAGGAGAUCGCUCAGUACCGGGCUCUGCUGGAGGCAGGGCAGCAGGACCUCGUAAUCCCAUCAGGAGGAAUGGGAGGAGGAAUGGGAGGAGGAAUGGGAGGAGGAAUGGGAGGUGGUAGAAUGGGAGGUGGUGGCUAUUCUGGAGGAGGAAGAGGAGGAGGUGGUAGCAUGAGUGGAGGAAUGGGAGGAGGAAGUGGUGGAGGAGGAAUGGGAGGAGGAGGAAUAGGAGGAGGAAGUGGUGGAGGAGGAAUGGGAGGAGGAAGUGGAGGAAUGGGAGGGGGAAGCAGUGGUGGAUGCAUGAACGUUGGAGGAGGAGGGGGAGGAAGGAUCUCAGGAGGCAUCAGCAGUUCCCACUCCUACUCUUCAUCUUCCCAGUCUCAGUCCUGCAGGAGUGGUGGCGAAAGCCAAGGGUGUGGAAGAAGAUCGUUUGACUAA
Messenger RNA from Merops nubicus (carmine bee-eater), 1842 nucleotides. Its product is annotated as keratin, type I cytoskeletal 13-like. Gene Ontology annotation, molecular function: structural molecule activity. The transcript is spliced from 9 exons. The record is from RefSeq and is a predicted model, not a curated record. The coding region runs from base 1 to 1842 and encodes 613 amino acids. Lineage: Eukaryota; Metazoa; Chordata; Aves; Coraciiformes; Meropidae. Gene Ontology annotation, cellular component: keratin filament.